CUGGAUCUUUGAACAGUUCCCAUCCACAUUUCUUCCCUCCUCUCUUUUCUCGUCUUGGCGGAGGACCGCCUCGGCUUCUUCAGCGCUGCUGGAGAUCCUAACGCAGACAAUAAGGCUGCUGCACCUGCCUGGAGGUUCCUGACGGAGGACUGCACAGCCGCUUAAAGGACAACAAAGUUUAGCCGCUAGAAGAUGAAACUGGACAUGUCUCCACACCUCCUGCUGUUUACCCUCUACCUCCUUGUUCUACCGUCGUCCCCGACUCCCCACCAAGAACCAGAUGAUUUCAAGCUUCUCCAGGUAACCAUCCCUACCACUGUGCCUGUGCUUGCCAUGCUGGGGGGUUCACUGACUUUGCCCUGCCUGGUGUCGCUCACCCACCCACCGCCGUCCCCUCCCACUAAUGGGCGCCACGCUGUGUUGUCUGUGCCCCGAGUCAAAUGGAGCGUCCUUAGGCAUGGUCAAGAGACGGAGAUCUUGGUGGCCCGUGGCGACAGGGUGAGAGUCAACGAGGUCUAUAAGGACAGAGCCUCGCUGCUGAACUACGCCUUCUCCCCCGCAGACCUCACCCUGCGGCUGGAGAGCCUGAGGCAGAACGACACUGGCUUCUAUCGCUGCGAGGUGCAGCAGGGGCUGGAGGACGCUGAUGAUGUGGUGCUGGUCAAGGUCAAGGGUGUGGUGUUUCAUUAUCGCGAUGCAUCCAGUCGGUACGCCUUUACCUUUGAGCGCGCCACAGUGGCCUGUGAGGAGAUUGGGGCUGAAAUUGCCUCCCCAGAGCAGCUCCUCGCGGCCUAUCACAGUGGAUACGAGCAGUGUGAUGCAGGAUGGCUGUCAGACCAGUCUGUCAGAUAUCCCAUUCAGAUGCCAAGAGAGGGAUGCUUUGGAGACAUGGAUGGCAUGCCGGGAGUACGGAACUAUGGACUGUUGGACCAUGAUGAGCUCUAUGACGUCUACUGCUAUGUGGAGAAUAUUCAAGGUGAGGUGUUCCAUGGCUCCGCCCCCCAGCGCUUCACCUUCUGGGAGGCUAAGGCCUACUGUGUGAGUCACGGUGCGGAGCUGGCCACCACGGCUCAGCUUUAUGCAGCCUGGAACGAUGGACUGAACCACUGCAGCCCUGGAUGGCUGGCGGAUGGGAGCGUGCGGUACCCCAUUGUCACCCCUAGAGAGCGCUGUGGAGGAGGGGAACCUGGAGUGAAAACCAUCUAUCAAUACAGCAAUCAAACAGGCUUCCCUGAUAUUCUCUCUCAGCACGAUGUCUAUUGUUUUAAAAGUGAUAAUGGCCCUUAUACUGAAUCCCCUCAAGAUGCUCUUGCCACUGAGCCAGAGGACAUUGGCCAAGACAUUGCUUUCCAGGCCACUCAGGACGAUGCCAGCCUGAGUGAAGUUGCUCCAGAAGGGAGGGAGGAGAUGCAACAUCCCCAAACGGCAAAUCCAGUAAACCAGCACCCUGAAAUUCCUUCACAGACUUCAACUCCCCUGUCUGAUCAUGAAGAGACAUUCUCCACUAGUGAGAACUGGGAGCUGAUAAAGAAGGAAAGUUACCCUGAUUCUUAUCAGCCAGCACCUAAAGAAACCCCAAACAAAGAUCACCAAGAGUCUCUUGUAUUUCUGACAUCUUCUCCAAACUUUGAUGCCGGAACCAAUGAGAACACUACACCUGUAACUUAUAUCACAGCAUCAGAAACUGUGAUGCCCACAGAGGGUCACACCCCAGAGACUGUGAGCUUGGAUUGGUUGUCUGUUAAUGUCACGUCUGAAGGUGAUGUGGAGGAAAUUCAUCAUGAGGAGAACGACCUUCCAGUUUCACAAGAGGACUACACAACAGAUGUCUCUUCUGAACCUUUCUCUGUAACUGAAUCUGCUGUUUCAGUAGCACCAGAGGAAAACGCCACUCAUACUGUUGUACAAAUUUCAGCUGAAACAACUUCACCCCAAAAUGAAGACAUUGAUGUUCCUUCCACCUCCAUGUUCCCAGCUCUUGCUGAGAGUUUGACAGAAGAAAUUUCCGGAGAGGGGACUAGUUUAGCUCAGGAAGAGGAAACAAAGGACUCUGUGACUCCUAAUUUUAUGGGAAUUGACAUUUUGUCCACUUCUGUCAUGGUCCCCACUUCUGACUCAGGUUAUACCCUCACACCGGAGCACUCUGAUGUACCAACAGAAUCAGCUCUCCAAUUGAACAUUCAUGAUGAGGAUAUAAACAGCUCUUCAAACACUACAGAAGCUGAUGAUUUAACAGAGCAGAGUGGACACAUCCAUCCAGCAGAGUUACCAAACGUAGAAGUUCCCCUAGUCACAGAUGAGACAUUCCUUGUAUCUACGGACUCUGUAACACAAGUUCCUCUUUCUGUAAAAGUGGAAGUCAGAUCCGAUGAUAGAACAUUCUAUCCAGAAAGUCCCUCUCCUUCUGAGGUUGAACCGUUGGAGGAGAAUCAAGACCCGUUAGAAGAAAACCAAGAGGUCUUCCUCAACACUGUCCCAAAUCCCACAGAGGAUGAUUUAAAUGAGGCGUGGGAUGAAUCCUCAGGAGAAAAUUCACAGAUUAAUCCUGAACUCAAUGCGACAAAUCCGACUCUCUCAGCUGACCACACCAUUGAUGGCAGUGAUGCUCCUCCUCUGACCGAGAUAAAAAUUACACGGAUUCCUGAUCUGAGCCUCACACCCAGGUGGGAGCCGGUGCCUUCAACCCCAACAGCACAGGAGUCUCGCUCUGAUCGGGAAUACAGUGCAGAGCCUCCUGUCAAUGACAAAUCUAAUGAGAUCUCUAAAGAGCAAGAAUUUCCUAGAACACGGAGCAGAACUCAUGCAGUGCAAGGAUCAGAGGGAAGUGCAGGAGAGCCCACCACAGAUGAGCCCCCAGUCCACAUCUGCACAUGGCAUCCUGAAGAAGAGGACAGUUCCCCUGCGGUGCCCACUGCUGAUGUGGAUGUGACUAUUUCUGCUCCCCAUUCAGAUCGAGAAGUUUUUAAAGUCAAUGAAAGGGAGCGCACAGCCUUGGGGGCUGCUCUUCCUGCAGCCAAAGUUCCUGCUGCAACACAAGGAGACUCCUGCCUGGAGAAUCCUUGUCUGAAUGGGGGAACUUGUGUUGAUGGUGAUCCACUAAGGUGCAUUUGCUUGCCUGGUUAUGGAGGAGCCUUGUGUCAAAGAGAUGUGGAGGAGUGUGAGCCAGGUUGGGAGAAGUUUCAGGGCUUUUGUUAUCGUCACUUCAGCAAACGGCAAAGCUGGGAAGCAGCAGAGCAGCACUGUCGGUUGUGUGGUGGACAUCUGCUUUCUGUCAUGACUCCUGAGGAGCAACAUCACAUCAACGAUAAAUACAGAGAAUAUCAGUGGAUUGGACUAAAUGACAGAACCAUUGAGGGAGACUUCCGCUGGUCUGAUGGAAACCCUCUGCUCUAUGAGAACUGGUACAAAAACCAGCCAGACAGCUACUUCCUGUCUGGAGAGGACUGCGCGGUGAUGGCUUGGCACGAUGGCGGUCACUGGAGCGAUGUGCCAUGUAACUACCACCUGUCCUACACCUGCAAGAAGGGUGUCUCGUCCUGUGGAGAGCCCCCUCGGGUCCACCAUGCUCUGGUGUUUGGGAAAAAGCGGUCGCGUUAUGAGACCAACAGCAGGAUUCGGUACUACUGUGAAGAGGGUUUUAUACAGAAGCUCAACCCUGUUAUUAGAUGUCUGCCUGGAGGCCACUGGGAAGCGCCUCAGAUUACCUGCGUGCCAACUCGUACAGUGGAGGGGGAUUCCUCACCUUCCCAGCCUGACCAGCAUGAGGACGUCAUGGUUGCAGCUGCAGAGAAAGCAGCACCACUUUACUGGGAUAUAAAGUGGAAUUCUUAAUGCCAUUUUGUCCUAUAAAGAAAUUAAAAACACAGAUUUCCCCUGAUCUAUGUCUUAAAGACUCUCCUACUGAAUUGCCACAUUAUGGUCGUCUGUGUAAAAGAAAACAACCCAGCUGAAAGUAUUUUGAUCCAAAUAUUUGUCUUACUGUGCUGCAAAGAAUGAAGUUUGUUUUAAAAAAAAAAAGUUAGUGCAAAAUGACCUACAUAUGCUAAUAAACUAGACAGCUACAGUAAAUUUUUUGUCAAAGAAUUAGAAAUGAAGAAAAUUGAUGGACAUUGCAAACCAUGAGAAAAUUAUAAAUGUAAUAAUAAUACAUAAUAAUGGAUCCAAUUAGAAUUACAGCAGAAUGUUUAUUUUUCAUGUAGAAAUUCUUCUUUUUUCCCCCCCAUAUAUCCAUAGGGGAAAAAAAUCCAAUAUUAAAUGAUUAAUAAUCAGAAAUGCAGUAAAUAAAAUUGAGUCUGUUGUGUAAACCAUUGUGACUCAAACACAACAAAUGUAUUUGGAAUUUACAAAUAACAAAAAAUAAGUUAAUCUUUUCAUUCCAAUAGAAAUUUAAUGAUCAAUAUUAUUGGUUUACAUCAUCAGGAAUACUGUUGCUGAAUGUUGUGUUUUGGAUAAAUCUGGAAAUGCUAAAUUAAGACUAAAAGAUUUAAUUUACUCAUUUGCCAUCAUGAUCAUGUGCACUUCAUUUUUAUGCAUUUCUUAGAAAAACAUAUUUUCUCAAAUUUGGAUUUGUUUGCUGUCGUGUUUUUUAUUUUGCACAUUGUGAACUUACUCCCAGAAUCAACAACUCUGACAUCCAUUAAAAAAUGGAGUUGUUUGGUUUGUUCUUUGGAGUUUGAAACUUUUUGUUCAAUAAAUGCAUCCAGCAAAUCUCUGCAAAACAGCAAACAAGUGAACUCUCUUUCCUUCUUAAGUGACUUCUGCAGGCACCUAGUUGCCCUCAAUUGCAUUGAGAGGUAUCAAAUUAUUCAAGGCUGAAAACUAAUGCACACCACACUUUUCACAUUUUUAAUUUGUGAAAAUUAAUUUAAAACCAGCUGUUUUUCUUCAGCUACACAUUUAAGCAUUUCUUUAUGUUGUUCUAAGAAUCCCAAUGAAAUACUGUACUUCAUGUUGAUUUGCUGCCUGAUGCAAAUGUUACCAUUUAUUGUAAUAACUUUGACUUUCAUGUUAGUAAGGUUAUUUUAAAAUCUAAUUUAUGGUUAACUCAUUUAUUAUCUGCUACAUGUUUUUGUUGAAGCAUUGUGUUUCAAGUUAAAGCUGAGUAAAUCAGUGUACUUUGGUAGAACAGGACCUUUGAAAACAGUUGAAUGUGGUCAAAACUCAGUUUAGCAGUACAAUAUUACAGAAAUGUCACUUGUUCUGUGUAACCUAACAGUCUGAACUACCAGAAUUUGUGUAAUGCAUGGAGUUUCUUAGCAGGCCAAAUGCUAAAUGACUCACAUCUCUUCUAGCAUUCUUAGAUGUUUAUGUUUAGAUGUUUAUGCUUAUGUUUUUUUUCUCGUAGGAAUGAAACACAUGUGUUUAUUUUCACGCUGGAGUUCUGAAGAACUGAUGCAUAUCAGGCCAGUAGGAGUUAUCUCUUUGUCUGGAUAACAGACUGUAUUCUGACUAAUGUUUGCUUUGUGUUUGAACUUGCUAACAUGGUUACCUGAUCCAGAAAUCUGGUCCGCCAGUACCAGAUUAAAUUCACAAUGUCAAACUCAUGCUGGUUAUCACACCUGAAGGAAACUAUGGCUGCUAGAAUAAACUCCAGAUCUGGCAGCACAACUUUUCUUCUGCUGCAGGGAAUAAUGGGCAUAAUGACAAAGCUAGAUGAUUCAAUAAAUCAUUGAUUUUUAAAAUGCAAUUCAAACUUUGUUUAGAUAAAAGUACCAACAGUACACAGAGCAGACAGUAGUGAACCAUGUGAUUGUUCUUGCGAACUUUGACUCUUCUUGUCUUUUGGUGCUUUUUUAAAUUCUGUUUUCCUUCAGACUUUAUAGUGUCUACUUUAAACCUUUUAUCUCACUAAUAUGGAGGAUUUUUUUUAGCCAUCAGCCUUUGUGUUCUUUAUUCACUUGCAGUGAUGUAAUACCUGUUAAGUUUCUUUAGGGUUGAGGUUCUGACUAUAAUGGGACAACUUUUCCUCAUUUCGAAAAAGCACAUAUUCUGUAUCAGAUGCAAGUAUUGCUCACAUAAUUAUUUUCUUAAUAUUAGAGAAAUGCUGUAAUACAACAAUAAUAAAGAUCAUGUUGAAUGUUUGUUUAAUUAAUGAAGGGACAAUGAAGUCUACCUAAAAGCAAUGAAAAGGCAAUAAUUUUGCAACAUAACUGGAAUUUAUACUGUUAAUCGUUGUCGAUUGAUUUUAACUCUAUGAAAAUGAAAAUGAUUAAAAUUGCUGUGAAGAAAUA
This is a messenger RNA of Xiphophorus hellerii (green swordtail), 6230 nucleotides long. It is a transcript of the gene bcan, whose product is annotated as brevican. Gene Ontology annotation, cellular component: synapse; perineuronal net. Gene Ontology annotation, molecular function: hyaluronic acid binding. The record is from RefSeq and is a predicted model, not a curated record. NCBI's taxonomy places the organism in Eukaryota, Metazoa, Chordata, Actinopteri, Cyprinodontiformes, Poeciliidae. Gene Ontology annotation, biological process: glial cell differentiation; skeletal system development; central nervous system development. The transcript is spliced from 15 exons. Bases 193 to 3831 code for a protein of 1212 amino acids.